Lachancea mirantina is the source of this 1098-nucleotide messenger RNA. NCBI's taxonomy places the organism in Eukaryota, Fungi, Ascomycota, Saccharomycetes, Saccharomycetales, Saccharomycetaceae. The record is from the annotation of a GenBank genome assembly.
AUGUCAGACGAAAAAGUGCUGGUUUCAGGUGCUUCUGGUUUUAUUGCACUUCACCUAUUAGACGCUCUUCUUUCUGAAGGUUACCACGUGAUUGGCACUGUCAGAUCGCAAGACAAGGCUGAUCGGAUCUCUAAAUCUUUCAAAAAGCUAUAUCCAUAUUGCAAGCUUGAUCUUGUUAUUGUGCCUGACAUUGGAGCUUCAGGAGCUUUCGACGAGACGUUUAAAAGCAUUCCCGACAUUCAGCAUGUCGUUCAUACAGCGUCACCGUUUUCAUUUGGGCAAGACAAGAGCAUGGAAGAGAGCUUUUUAAUUCCGGCUACUCAAGGGACUAAGAAUAUUUUGGAAUCGACCAAAAAAUAUGGUAAAAGCGUUAAGCGGUUCGUCCUCACAUCUUCGUUUGCGGCUAUCAUUAACAUCGCACAUGCGGGUGAUCGAUCUUUCGUACACACAGAAAAAACCUGGAAUCCAAUUGAAUGGAAAGAGGCCAGGGAGGAUGAGCGUAGCUCUUAUAUGGCAUCCAAGAAGCUCGCGGAGAAGCUUGCUUGGGACUUCUUGGAAGAAAACAAAGGCGAGAUCAAUUUUACAUUAACGACCGUAAACCCACCUUACGUUAUGGGACCGCAAAUGUUUGAUUGGGGUGUUCAGAGAGGCACGCUUAAUACUUCUGCGGAGAUAGUCAGCAAAGCUGUUCAUCUGGCACCAGACUUUGAGGGUCCCUUCGACACUCCGAAGGGCCUUGCCGUCGACGUCCGCGACGUUGCGCUACUCCAUGUUUUACCUCUGCGUAACGAAAAGCUUGCUGGACAAAGAUUGUUCCCGGUAAGCGGAACUGGUCAGAAAAGCAAGGACUAUGAGGAUGGCUCGUGGAAUUUGCAGCGGACGUUAGACAUUUUGAACAAGAAUUUCCCUGAACUUCGAGGAAAGAUUCCUAAAGGAAAAAUCAUCGACAACAAGCCGUACUUGGCAAAUCACAGUUCUUUCAAUAACGACAUUACGACAAAACUGACCGGAGUCGAAUUCAAACCCUUUGAAGAGACAAUUGUCGACUCAGCAAAACAAAUUUUAGAAGUAGGAUCCAGGACAAAAAGCUUAAUCUAA